AGUUAGUUCAAUUGCCAAAUAUCCAAUUCUUUCAUUGAUCUCGUAUGAUAGUAUAAUGGCAACUAUGAAUCGAUUCAAGAACUUUGGUGUGUGAUUGGAAGAGCGACUUUCUGUCAAAAUUGGCGAUACACUCAAACAUACUCGUACUUUCAUUUUUAUUGAUGUGAAGGCAGAAAAUGAGGAGAAGCUACUCUUUCAAAAUUAUGCAUGACCCGCGCAAACCUUGUUGGAGUAGACGACUUUUCCGAGGUCUUUGGUUUCGAGAGCGAAGAAAGCGCCGUGUUGAACGAGAUUACGGCACUCUACCCUCUCCAGCACCUUUGAAUUCAUAUACAAUUUAUGGUGGAGCAACAGAAGCUUUCCUUCUGUCGGCUUUUCUCAGCUUCCUUGUAUUAAGACUAACAGAUGUAAAGGACUUGUUCGGUCUGUAGUCUUCGUCUCAACUGAAAAUAAAACUUGAAUGUGGUUA
Messenger RNA from Galdieria sulphuraria, 469 nucleotides. RefSeq lists its product as uncharacterized. Bases 204 to 431 code for a protein of 75 amino acids. The record is from RefSeq and is a predicted model, not a curated record. The transcript is spliced from 3 exons. Lineage: Eukaryota; Rhodophyta; Bangiophyceae; Galdieriales; Galdieriaceae.